UCUCUCGCUCGCAGUGCGCCAGUACAGCGACCAACAUCCUUGGCACCAUGCUGCCGAUGAUCCGGACGGCGGUGAAGAAGAGGAACGUGGAGCUGGCCAAGAAGUUCCUGGACAAGUCGAAGGGCUGGAUCGAGGACAUCUGCCACCAGGUGGACCGCUCGGUGGAGAAGUACGAGGCUCUGGGCAGGGGCGUGGGCGACACCUGCAGCGACGUGGUCAAGACCAAGGCGGACAAGGAGCAGCAGAAGAAGGAGAAGAGCGCGGAGGCCCAGGCCCUGGAGGGACAGUCCAGCAAGCUGGACACCACGGUCAAACAGCUGCAGGGGGAGAGGGACCAGAUGGAGAAGGACAUCCAGGACAAGAACAAGGAGCUGCAGGGCCUCAUCAUCAGCAUCGGGGAGCGGGACCGCAAGUUCGCCAUCGUGGCGGCCGUGGUGCCCAUCCUGGGCAACAUGAUCAACGCCAUCCAGAAGGCCGCCAAUGACCCCAAGGACAAGGCGGCCGUGGAGACUCUCAAGGUCCAGCUGGAGGAGCUGCACAAGAGCAAGGACGCCAAGGUGUCGGAGCUGUGGCAGAAGGAGAAGGAGCUGAUCCGGCUGCAGCUGGACUACGCCAAGGUCCAGAUCGACAUCGGUAGGCGAGCGGGUUGUCAGAUCAUGGGGCCGCUGGGACGUGUUUUGUGUGGGGUAUUGGCUUGUUCCACACCCCUACUACUCGGUGUGAAGAAGCCGCUCCUGUCCUGACCGAAGUCCCGCUCU
Messenger RNA from Lepisosteus oculatus (spotted gar), 758 nucleotides. NCBI's taxonomy places the organism in Eukaryota, Metazoa, Chordata, Actinopteri, Semionotiformes, Lepisosteidae. The record is from RefSeq and is a predicted model, not a curated record.